UCGCGCACUGGAGAAAUAGUUGAGCGAAAACACUGCGUGCGCAAUACAGGGCUUUGGACGCCAUUUGAGUGUUCGCCAUUCCUCAUGCGUGGUCAGUUAGUAUCAGAUUGUGUUACACUUUCAUCAAAAUGAUAGCUGACCCGGUUCGGGUCCAAACCGAAGGACCCCUUCGAUAUUUGCAAUUUAGGUUGGCGCUUACCGGAGUUCUGUCAUAAUGGAAACCACCGGCAGUGUGCGUAAUUGUUUUGACAGAGACACAACGGGUCCCAUUCACUGAAACCGCAAUAAACUCCGAACAGCUGCCGAUAAAAACGAAUGGACAUAUUAUUCGACUCGGAGAUUCAGAAGGUCAGUUGUUCGUAUUGGGUUGCAUUUGUAUGACGGUGAGAUGACCAACCCUGAACUUCAGGCUAAUCACGAAACGACGGUAUCGUUAACGAUAUGAUGUCGGACUGAAGAGCACUGCAGCCGAUUAAAAGGAUGGAAAGGUGAAGGACCUGUCCUUUUGAGGGUGUUUUUUUUAACCAACAGCGGAGCGACAGUGCUUUGGGGAAAAUGACACCCAUUCUUCUACAUGUGAUUUGUAUGCUGUGUGGAGGUCACAUACUUCAUGCAGGGGCAAAUCGGCCUUCCGCCCCCGUCAAUGUCUCCAUCACACACCUGCGGGCUGACUCGGCGACCGUGUCUUGGAACAUCGUGGACGGAGACGUCGUCAUUGGUUACGCUAUCUCGCAGCAGAGGCAGGAUGGCUUGGCACAAAGGUUCAUCAGAGAGGUGAACACCAGUAGCCGGGCCUGUGUGCUCUGGAACCUGGAUGAGGAUACUGAUUACAUCAUUCAGGUCCAGUCCGUUGGCCUGCAUGGCGAGAGCCAAGCAAGCAAGAGGAUCCAUUUCAGAACACUGGAGAUGUCGGAUCACUUUCAGUCCAGCUUAAUGGACCAAGAUGACCCUUCAGUGGAGGGCCUGGACAUGUCCAGACAGCUGCAGACUGGAGAGAUGGUCAUUAUUAUGACAGUGCUAAUCAUGUGGGCAGCUGUCAUAGCACUGUUCUGCAGGCAGUAUGACAUAAUCAAAGACAAUGACUCCAAUAGCCACAGCAAAGAGAAGGCCAAGCCCCCUUCAGAGCACAGUACUCCCGAGUACCAUAAUGGAGGCCUAUUAGGCAGUAAGUUUCAAAGAACCACAUCAUCAAUCAGUAUCAUCAAGGUCUGACCCAAGCCUCCACUAGGCCAGGGUUCCAGCGUAGCUCCUACCUCUACAUUGGACCUACAACUGACUUGGGCAACCCUUUUUUGUGCCAAGCUCUGACCCCGGCUACUACUAGCCUCUUAUCUGUCCCAGCCCCAGAGAUGUGGCUCAGACACCUACUUGGCACGAGACCCUGUCACCUCUCGCAAUGGCUCCAGUGCCCAUCCAGCUGACCAGGACUCCUCUAACCUGACCCGACCCCUGGAGCUAUGUGAUCCUGCAGGCUACUUUUAGUCUAGCAAGGUGGGGAUGGCCUGAUCCUGAUUCCCACCUGACCCAACAGCACUGGCUUGGCCCCUCCUGAUCCCGUGCAUCAGUUCUUUACUCUGCUGAGCCAAACCCCUCCCAUGAACACUGGUGUGACCUUCUUGCCUGGGCGGAGUGCCACCUUAUCUGAGCGCUGGCCACUCAACUGCACGGCACAUUUAUCUGGCUCAUCAUCACAUUUUUUCAUAAUAUGACUACUUGAGUUGCCUCAAGGCACGCAUAACUGGGUUUGAGUGUCAUGGAUACAUCUAGCUGUGACAUCAUCCAACAGAGACAUCUGACCCCACAUGGACCCCAAUUGGACCCCAAUCCAAGUGGACCUCUGUGUGUGUGAGUGUGUGUGUGUGUGUGUGUGUGUGUGUGUGUGUGUGUGUGUGUGUGUGUGUGUGUUUUCUAUCACACUCUGUAUAUUGUUAUGUGGAGAGUAGAGUAGGCAAAGGAAUCUACUUAUAUACGUGUUAAUGGAACUAUGGAGAAAACUGCCAGAAUUCAUAUUUGCAUUAAAACACUGUCUGAUGAAUGGAUCGAAAUGUGCCUGUCAGAAAAUUGGCAUUUGAUUCAGUUAUAUGCUAAAAUGGGCAUUUGCAGAGAAACAUUGUGAUGUUUUUGAUGUUUACUAGAGGACAGAAUAGUUCAACCUAACAUUAAUAACCCAGAUGGUUCAUUUAGGCCUACAUUACAGAUUGCAUUAAAGAUGUGGGGUAAACAAGAUAUUUAAGUAUGUUGCACUUGGUCUGUACAUUAAAGCACUCUAAAAGGACCUCUGGGCAGUGGGACUUAGUUCAUC
Messenger RNA from Sardina pilchardus (European sardine), 2302 nucleotides. It is a transcript of the gene fndc4b, whose product is annotated as fibronectin type III domain containing 4b. NCBI's taxonomy places the organism in Eukaryota, Metazoa, Chordata, Actinopteri, Clupeiformes, Clupeidae. The transcript is spliced from 6 exons. The coding region runs from base 556 to 1212 and encodes 218 amino acids. Gene Ontology annotation, molecular function: protein binding. Gene Ontology annotation, cellular component: plasma membrane; extracellular region. The record is from RefSeq and is a predicted model, not a curated record.